Molecule: messenger RNA, 1441 nt
Organism: Diospyros lotus (date-plum)
Lineage: Eukaryota; Viridiplantae; Streptophyta; Magnoliopsida; Ericales; Ebenaceae
Product: TATA-box-binding protein
Exons: 11
Coding region: 312-1022 (236 amino acids)
Biological process (GO): DNA-templated transcription initiation
Molecular function (GO): RNA polymerase II general transcription initiation factor activity; DNA binding
Source: RefSeq, a predicted model, not a curated record
UCUCAGCCUCCUCCAUAAGCUCUCUCUCUCUCUCUCUCUCACACAGACUUUCCCGACAAGACAAACCCAACCUCUCGAGAACUUCUCUCAAAUCACAUCUGUCGUAUAAAACCUUCAUUGUAGUAUAAAACACAGCACCUUUCAAAUCCUUUACCGCUCCAACUGCCAAUUUUCCCUGGAAAAUCUCGGAGGUCUCUGCUCGACGAAACCCUAGAAUUUUUUUGAUCUUGAUCUCGAUUUUCGCUCUCGCAUCGUGUAAGGUCCAGCGCGGAGGGGCUGCGUGAGAUUGGUCUCCGGGAUAUUGAACGUAAAUGGCAGAUCAAGGGCUGGAAGGGAGUCAACCCGUGGAUCUUUCCAAGCAUCCAUCUGGAAUCGUCCCAACUCUUCAGAACAUCGUGUCAACAGUUAACCUGGACUGCAAGUUAGAUCUUAAGGCCAUUGCACUUCAGGCACGAAAUGCAGAAUACAAUCCAAAGCGUUUUGCUGCUGUAAUUAUGAGGAUAAGAGAUCCAAAAACAACAGCUCUAAUAUUUGCUUCUGGAAAGAUGGUUUGUACAGGAGCCAAGAGUGAACAACAGUCAAAAUUGGCAGCGCGGAAGUAUGCUCGAAUUAUUCAAAAGCUUGGUUUCCCAGCCAAGUUCAAGGACUUCAAGAUUCAGAACAUAGUUGGCUCUUGCGAUGUUAAAUUUCCUAUUAGACUUGAGGGCCUUGCAUAUUCACAUGGUGCCUUUUCAAGUUAUGAACCUGAACUGUUCCCUGGGCUGAUAUAUCGAAUGAAACAACCAAAGAUUGUGCUGCUUAUUUUUGUUUCUGGGAAAAUUGUUCUUACCGGAGCUAAGGUGAGAGAUGAGACUUACACUGCUUUCGAGAAUAUAUAUCCAGUUCUUACUGAAUUCAGAAAAGUUCAACAGUGGCGCACCUUGAACUGGUUUCUGGUUUCUCAGUUCAACUGGCCAAGCGGUCCAGUUUUAAAACUACUGGUGUUGCUGACAUCUUUGGACAUGUUCUUGGGAGUUUUUUAGGCUACCUACAUUUGUGGAGAGAUUAUCUGCUCAUUGUUUUAUUAAAUAAUAGAUUCGGAAGCAGGAGCGAUUGACUGAUGACGGCAAAAAUUAUCGAGACAUGCACGGCUUGGAGAUUGCUGAACCACCUGGGUUAACUGUAAAUAGAUGGAUGGAAUUGAGGAUUAAGAACACCAAAUAAAAAACAAACGUUAACAGAAAAAGAACCUGGGAUUUUGGGGCCCUGUGGGCUGUGGCAGUUUCACAUUAAGUUAGGAAUUCUGUUUCUGUUCCUCUGUAUUUCCCCGCUUGUGAACAUGAACUAUGACUAUGAGCAGCUUUCUUCACUGUUGGAUAGAGAACUGAAUUUUACAGUAUUUCUUUUGAUCUCAACUUCCUAUCAUAACGAGCUUUUGAAUGCAUAUUCCUGAUGUGCGACA